CGUGAAGGGAAGAAGUUGAAACGAUUUGUUGAGUGUGAGUUACUAAUGUAAUACCACAAAAUGUCGAAGAAUAUUAAGCAUUUAGUGGUGGACACCACCGCAUUUAUAAAGGCAGCUAGUUUACAAGAUAUUGCCGAAAAUGUUUACACAGUGCAAGAGGUUAUUGAUGAAAUAACGAACGACAGACAACGCAGAAAACUUGUAGUGCUCCCAUACGAUCUUAUUGUCAAAGAUGUAUUCACUGAGAAUAUUAAAUUUGUCACCGAAUUCUCCAAAAAAACUGGUGACUAUCGUAGUCUAUCAGCCACAGAUAUUAAGGUAAUGGCACUUACAUAUCAGCUGGAAAAAGAAAAAGUAGGCACUGAUCAUCUUAAAACCGAGCCUACAACACAGAAAGUUGUUAAAGUUACUGGUUUACCCAACUACAACUCUAAUGGAAACACCACAGAGGAUUCAGAAAAGAUUAACCAAGAAACAGGAGAACCAUCUGAAAAGACAGAUGAAGAAACAGGAGAAGUUAACACAGUAGAUAAAAUUGUUCCUCAAACAGACAACAAUGCAAGCAAUGACGAUAAUGGCAAUGAUGAGGAGGAAAUGGAAGCAGAAGAAAUUGCUGAACAAAUAAAAAAUAUGGACAUUAAAGAGGAAAAUGUGGAUGAAAUCAUUGUGAAGGUUACUGAGGAAGAAGAGGAGUCUGAAAGUGAGGAGAACUCGGACAGUGACAGUGAUGGUGGAGACUGGAUCACACCAGGCAAUGUUGCAGAGAAGAAGAAAGAAAUUGAACUCGGAGAAUUUGAAGUAAAGCCUGUUGAAGUGGCAUGUACAACAUCUGACUUUGCUAUGCAGAAUGUACUUAAACAAAUAGGUCUGAAUGUGACUUCUGUAGAUGGCAGGAUCAUUAAACAUUUACGCACAUUCAUCUUCAGGUGCACAACAUGCUUCAAAACCACAAGUGUCAUGACCAAAGUAUUUUGUCCUAAAUGUGGACACUCCACAUUGAAGAAAGUCGGUGUAAGUAUUGAUGAUGAUGGGGUGCAGCACAUUCACAUCAAUGGUCGGAAACCAUUGACAGCACGGGGCAAGAAGUUCAGUCUUCCAACACCAAGAGGAGGGCAGCACUUCCAAUACCCAAUCUUGACUGAAGACCAACACAUCCACAAGAGAUUUGCCACAAAAUUGGCAAGAAAUAAAACUAAUGCUAUGGACCCUGACUACACAGCUGGAUUCUCACCUUUUGCCAUGAGGGAUGUGAACUCAAAAUCAGCUGUACUAGGUGUAAGAGCAAACAAACAAGACCUAAAGUACUGGAUGAAAAACUGCUACAAAGGAAAGAAGAAAUAACUUUUAUUUAUUUGGCUGUAGCCAUUUUUUGUAUAUAGAAAAUAAAAAUAAAUAUCUUUUAUCAU
Molecule: messenger RNA, 1406 nt
Organism: Spodoptera exigua (beet armyworm)
Lineage: Eukaryota; Metazoa; Arthropoda; Insecta; Lepidoptera; Noctuidae
Source: the annotation of a GenBank genome assembly